Messenger RNA from Botrytis cinerea B05.10, 1496 nucleotides. RefSeq names its product Bcmrm2 (gene Bcmrm2). Gene Ontology annotation, cellular component: mitochondrion. The transcript has 6 exons. NCBI's taxonomy places the organism in Eukaryota, Fungi, Ascomycota, Leotiomycetes, Helotiales, Sclerotiniaceae. Gene Ontology annotation, molecular function: rRNA (uridine-2'-O-ribose)-methyltransferase activity. Gene Ontology annotation, biological process: RNA methylation. The record is from RefSeq and is a predicted model, not a curated record. Bases 245 to 1423 code for a protein of 392 amino acids.
GAUUGUAUGACCAAGUAAUACCGCAUCCUUCAAUCUCCUCAUAGGAUUAAAAAAGCUCUUUGGGCUCUCAUAAACACUAAUAAGAAAAGUUUUGCACAAGGCCCCAAAUGCAAAAAUUUGAGAUCCUACGAUAAAAUUCUUCAAUCUCAUUAUAUACAAAUCACACACACCCGAAACCAUCCACACUUCCCGCUCACCAAACCAAACCAGCCACAAUUUUUAUUGCACCACAUAACCCUAUGCUAUGCUACCACCUCGACUAACCCCCACAAUCUCGACCUCUGGACGGGGAAUCCUCCCGCGAUUUCACUCAUGUAUUCCAGGGCUGUGGAAUCACAAAGCGGGGUUGGCGAUCGCGCGGGGUAGAUUUGCAAAGGGCGAGAAUGGCGUUGAGAAUGGGCUACGCACAUACACAUAUAUUUGCAUGCGCAAUGCCUCGUCUUCGUCCUCGUCGUCGUCGUCGUCGUCGACGAGAUGGAAAAGUCGCCAGGGAAAGGAUUGGUUUGCGCGCGCGGCGAAGGUUAAGGGGUUGAGGAGUAGAGCGGCGUUUAAAUUGUUGGAGAUUGAUACGAAGUAUAAGAUUUUUAAGAGGGGACAGACGGUGGUGGAUCUGGGAUAUGCGCCGGGUAGUUGGUCUCAGGUAGCCUACGAACGCACACAACCCCACGGCCGCAUCCUCGGCAUCGACAUCAUCCCCGCGCAGCCACCCCACGGCGUCUCCACCAUCCAAGGCAACUUCCUCUCGCGCCGAGUCCAACAAUCCGUCAAGAAUUUCCUGCUCGAUCCCGAGCGCGGUCGUCCGCGCAGACCCCUCUUCUCCUCUUCUCCCGAUGAAGAAGACGUCGACGACGAUGUUGUCGCCGAAGAACCGAGUUAUAUAGAUCUAGAGCGGCAUAUGAACGAUCAUGAUAAUGGCGCUGCGGGGAUUCAAUCUACGAGCCCGGCCCCCUCAUCCUCAUCCUCAUCCUCAUCCUCACCUUCACUCGAACAAAAACAAGAACAAGAACAAGAGCAAGAGCAAGAAAACGACGAGACAAAAAUGGUCCACGUAGUACUAAGUGACAUGUGCGCGCCCUGGGAUCAAACCAGCGGUUUUUGGAAGAGAAGUCUGAGUGACCCGUAUAAUAGGAUGAUGAACACGACCGGUAUCAAGUUUUCCGAUCACGCGGGGAGUAUGGAUCUCUGCAACGCGGCUUUGCGAUUUGCCUUCGAAACGCUGAAACCUGGGGGUCAUUUUGUGUGUAAGUUUUAUCAGGGCGCCGAGGAUAAAGAGCUGGAGUUGAAGCUGAGGAAAAUGUUUGCCGUGGUGCAUAGAGAGAAGCCGGAAUCAUCGAGGAGCGAAUCGAAGGAAGCAUACUUUGUAGCUCUUAGGCGGAAUAGGUACGUUGACGCUGCAACUUUGGGUUACGUCAAUGAUGUGUAAGUAGAACCAAGUGUAAAUAUAAAUUGUAUAAUAGCAUGUCCAACUUGUAUGGAAAAAUAUUUUGGUCAUCACA